AUGGCCAGUGAACUACAGAGACAAGAUUCAAGUCAGCUUUAUGAAUACACUGAAGGAGAUGGUUACCCUGGUGAGCAGCAGUCACUCAGGUUUCGGCAAGUUUCAUCUCGAGCUUCCAAUCAGAAUUAUCCUCAGUUCAACUGGAGCUCGACCCCCGAAGAUGAAGCCAGCAACGGUGGACCCAAACGGGACCUCAAAAGUAUUGCCCUGCCCAUGCAUCUGAGAAGAGCUAUGAGGGAGGUGCAGCAAAUGAGGUUGCCAGUAGUUUCCAGAUUUCAGUCCUGGAAAGGGAGACGGACCAAAUCACUGCGUAAAGCCGAAAAUAACUGCAGGCAAUUUUUUUACUUUUUCUCACUGUGGAGGAAGUCACUGCAAAAGAUUGGAGGGAACUUUGGAGGUGGUGUCCUGUCUUACUUCGUGUUCCUGCGGUUCUUGGUGGUUCUUAAUUUUGUUUCCUUCUUUCUGAUUGCUGGAUUUGUCCUCACCCCCAGCAUUGUCUUCAGAUCUGUGGAAACCAAAAGCACAGAUCCUGGCAUUUUUGCUGUCAACAUCUCGCUUGAUAAUAACUUGAAUGGAACAAAUGGCACUGAGAAAUGUGAGAAGUAUGACCUUCCAGGCUCGAAGGUGUUCUAUCAGUACCUGCUUGACUUCUUUUCAGGAACGGGUUUUAUGGAGUAUUCAUACCUGUUUUAUGGCUACUACAACAACACAGUGGUGGAGAACAUGAACUUCUCCUAUAACAUCCCCCUUGCCUACAUUCUCACUGCUGUAUUCUACUUUGCCUUUUGUCUCAUCUGCAUCAUAGCACGCAUGGGGACUGCAGCUCGCGUUGCUGUGGCAACAGGAGGCAGCUCUAGGGUGGGCAUCUACAGCAUGAUCGUGUUCACCGGAUGGGACUAUGGUUGCCUGGGAGACAGAGCUACCAAACUGAAGCAGAAAAACAUCCUCUACCAGCUACAGGUGGAUCUGGAGGAGCAGAGACUAAAGAAACAUGAAGCUAAUCUGUCAACAUCGCAAAAAGUGUUUUUAUACUCGCUACGUGUUUUCAUGGGUAUUCUUUCACUUGGGUUCAUUGGAGGUGCCUUCUUUGGCAUAUUUGUGGCCACAAACUUCAGCCAGAACAGUGUUAAGCAAGGGAUCCUUGGCUUGAUUAUUCAGUAUCUCCCAUCCAUUGUCAUCACCACUGGAAACUUUGUGGUGCCUCUGCUGUGUGACCAGAUCGCCUUAAUAGAGAAAUACUCCCCAAGCACUACUGUCAUAGUGGCUCUCUUAAGGGCAGUGUUUCUGCGUCUGGUGAGUCUGGGUGUCCUUCUCUUCACCCUAUGGAAUGGGAUCACCUGCAAUGGGAACAAGACCAAUCAAGAUUGUCAAUUGUGCCAAUACAACUACACAGCCUUCCCGUGCUGGGAAACACGUGUGGGACAGGAGAUGUACAAGCUGACGCUGUUUGACCUCCUCAUCACCAUUGCUGUUCUUCUGUUGGUUGAAUUUCCACGCAGGGUUGUAGUGGAUAAAUGUUCCUGUAAGCCUGUUCAGUGGGUGGGGCGGCAGGAGUUUGUGGUUCCCUCCAAUGUGCUCGGGCUGGUUUAUGGUCAGACUGUGGUUUGGGCAGGAGCUCUUUUUUGCCCUCUGCUGCCUGCUAUCAACACCCUGAAGUUUGUCAUCGUGUUUUACUGCAAGAAGAUAACACUCUUCCAAAACUGUCGGCCAGCACUGAAGACGUUUCGUUCCACCACUUCCACCUUCUUUUUCCUGGUGGUGCUCCUGUUUGGAUGGGGCUUGGCAACAGCUGUCAUCGUUUACAGUCUAUCCGAGAUCCAUCCCUCUUACGGUUGCGGUCCUUUCCGUUUCUCCCCUACCAUGUGGUCGAUUGUUCCAAAGUCUUUCUACAGUCUCUCUGAAGUCACACAGGAGUUUCUCUUCUUCAUUGGCUCUCAGGCGUUCUCCAUCCCUCUUUUUGCAUUAUCAGUUGUGGCGAUGUGCUAUGUCAUAGCUUUAACAACUGUCUAUGGGAGAAGUGUUGCGCUGCUAAAAGCUCAGCUUAAACUGGAGGGCCGUGACAAGCAAUUCUUGAUCAAGCAGAUUGAGAGCCUGAGUCAGCAACCUCACAUACGGACACAUACAGGAGUACGAGACUGAACACGACAUAUGGGCAAAGUUUAAUAUUAAGCAUG
Molecule: messenger RNA, 2174 nt
Organism: Archocentrus centrarchus (flier cichlid)
Lineage: Eukaryota; Metazoa; Chordata; Actinopteri; Cichliformes; Cichlidae
Gene: tmc4
Product: transmembrane channel-like 4
Exons: 16
Coding region: 1-2139 (712 amino acids)
Cellular component (GO): plasma membrane
Molecular function (GO): mechanosensitive monoatomic ion channel activity
Source: RefSeq, a predicted model, not a curated record